UUCCUCUCAAUACCACUUUUGAUGUCGAAUACGAUUAUUCACUGGAUGGCUUACACGCAGAUUAUAACAACGUCGAAAUUUAUUUCAUGUAUACUUUUGAUCUUGGAAUACUUCUACUUGGAAGUUUGUGUACUUU
This is a messenger RNA of Funneliformis caledonium, 136 nucleotides long. The record is from the annotation of a GenBank genome assembly. NCBI's taxonomy places the organism in Eukaryota, Fungi, Glomeromycota, Glomeromycetes, Glomerales, Glomeraceae.